AUCUGGAGUGAAUUCUGUGUUUCUUUUCAGCUGAUUCUGAACAAACCCAGCAGCCACAUGGAAAUAAACCAAACAAGAAGCUUUCUCCUCCUGGGAUUCACAGAGGAUCCAGACCUGCAGCCUCUCUUCUUUGGGCUGUUUCUGUCCUUGUACCUGGUCACAUUUGCUGGGAACUUGGCCAUCAUCCUGGCCAUCAUCUCAGACCCCCACCUCCACACCCCCAUGUACUUCUUUCUCUCCAACCUGUCAUUUGCAGACAUUGGUUUCACCUCCACCACCAUCCCAAAGAUGCUAUGGAACAUCCAGACACAGAGCAAAGUUAUUACUUAUGAAGGCUGCAUCAUCCAGAUAUUUUUUUUCUUUGUAUUUGGAUGCCUGGACAUUUUAAUCCUGAGUGUGAUGGCCUAUGACCGCUUUGUGGCCAUCUGUCACCCUCUGCACUAUAUGGUCAUCAUUAACCCCUGGGUCUGUGGGAUGCUGACUCUGGGCUCCUGGUGCCUCAGUGUCACAAGCUCCCUGCUUGAGACUUUGACUGUCUUGAGGCUGUCCUUCUGCGUGAACAUGAAGAUCCCACACUUUUUUUGUGAUCUUCUUGAAGUCCUGAAGCUCACCUGUUCUGACACCCUCAUCAGUAACAUAGUGGUGUAUUUUGUGGCUAUUGUUCUAGGUGUUUUUCCUCUCUUUUGGAUCUUCUUUUCUUACUCUCAGAUUUUCUCCUCUGUCCUGAGAAUUUCAUCAGCCAGGGGCAAGUAUAAAGCUUUUUCCACUUGUGGAUCUCACCUUUUUGUGGUUUCCUUGUUCUAUAGCACAGGCCUAGGGGUCUACCUCAGUUCUGCAAUCACUUCAUCCUCUAGGACAAUUCUGGUGGCCUCAGUAAUGUACACUGUGGUCACCCCAAUGCUGAACCCCUUCAUCUACAGUCUGAGGAACAGAGACAUGAAGGGGACCCUAGGGAGACUCCUCAGCAGGGCACCAUCUCUCAAUGAUGGGAUUGUUGUAGGACUCUUAUAA
Molecule: messenger RNA, 1011 nt
Organism: Budorcas taxicolor (takin)
Lineage: Eukaryota; Metazoa; Chordata; Mammalia; Artiodactyla; Bovidae
Product: olfactory receptor 7C2-like
Exons: 1
Coding region: 58-1011 (317 amino acids)
Biological process (GO): G protein-coupled receptor signaling pathway
Cellular component (GO): membrane
Molecular function (GO): G protein-coupled receptor activity; olfactory receptor activity
Source: RefSeq, a predicted model, not a curated record